This is a messenger RNA of Gigantopelta aegis, 3927 nucleotides long. RefSeq lists its product as uncharacterized. The record is from RefSeq and is a predicted model, not a curated record. Lineage: Eukaryota; Metazoa; Mollusca; Gastropoda; Neomphalida; Peltospiridae. The transcript is spliced from 6 exons. Bases 210 to 1547 code for a protein of 445 amino acids.
UCGUCAGACAAGUUCCAAACUAAAGAGUUUAAUCGUCACGUAACCUUUAAGAGUCUUAGAAUCAGCCUCUUCCGUCGGGUCAUUCGAACCACGCAGGAGUGGUUUAUUGUUUUAAAACCCUUACCCAUAAGAAGGCUGGUAUAAAAUCGCACAGACUUGUCACGACUGAUGAACUGAAGAGGAUUAAUGGUUUACAUGAGGAAAUAAAGAUGGCGGUAGACGUGACGACUCGAGAGUUUGCUCAGCUUGACUGGCUAAAACGUGCUGCGUCAAAUAAUGACAAGAUGCACCUCACGAACUAUGCUUCAGAAAACAAAGAAUUGAGAGAACGUGUACGACAGCUUGAAGAAUACAACUGGGAACUCGAGGUUUACAUAUUUAAUCUUUCAGUCGGUAUCAGUCAGCACAGGAAACCUACAUCAGACGUUUUGUGUGCAAAAACAGAGUCUAGUGAAAUACAGUUCGAAAGAAUAACCUCGAAAACAGAUGAAAUAUUGCCUGAACGUAUAACGUUAGAAACAGAUACUGAUAAAAUAUUGCCUGAACGUAUAACGUUAAAAACAGAUGCUGAUGAAAUAUUGUCCGAAGCUGUAACGUCUAGAAUAAACACCGAAAUUAAUGAAAUACUGUGCACAGGUAUAACUUCGAAUGCAGAUACAGAUUUAAGCGAAAUGCUGUCCGAAGGUGAAACUUCGAAAACUGAUACAGAAUUCAACGAAGUUUUGUUCGAAGGUAUAACGUCGAAAACAGAUACAGAAUUUAACGAAAUGUUGUCUGAAGAUGUAACGUCUAGAAUAGAUGCCGAAAUUAAUGAAAUACUGUGCAGAGCUGUAACUUUGAAAACAGAUACAGAAUUUAGCGAAAUGCUGUCCGAAGGUGUAAAUUCGAAAACAGAUACAGAAUUUAACGAAAUGUUUUCCAAAAGUGUAAAUUCGAAAACAGAUACAAAAUUUUGCGAAAUGUUUUCCAAAAGUGUAAAUUCGAAAACAGAUACAGAAUUUACUGAAAUGUUGUCCGAAGAUGUAACGUCAAAAGCAGAUGGUGAACUUAAUGAAAUAUUCUCUGAAGAUACAACCCGAAAAUUAGAAUCAACCGAAAUAUUCACAGAAACGGAAGAAUUUAGAGAAAUAUUGCUUUACGUUAAACCCACAAAAACAGAUGCAGAAUUUAAUAAAAUAUCAUUCGAUAGAAUAACUUCAAACACAUAUGUAGAAUUUAAUGAUAUUUCGCCCGAAUGCACCACAAAAACAGACGCAGAAUCAAACGAAACAGAUGAAGAAUUUUUUAACAUAUUCACGGGAAAUAAUACCACAGAACCAAAUGCAGAUUUUAACAAACAAAUAGAUUUAGAAUUUCGACCCAGAACAUUUAGGCCAAUGCAGAAUUUAACGAAAAAGCAAGUGAAAAAUUUAAUGAAAUGUCGUCCAAAGAUCAAUUCACAAAAGCAAGUACAGAAUUUUAUGAAAUAUCUCCUGAGGACAGAACUACAAAAAACAGAUGAAGAAUCAAAUUAUAUAUUACUAGAAGGCGAAAGCUUAAAAAACUAAAAUAUUAGAUCUACAGAAAUAAAGCCACAAACAAUAGACGCGGGAGCUAACGAAAUGUUGUACGGACAGGAAUAUCACCAAAAACGGAUGAAGAAUUUAAGGAAGUAGGCCUAUAGCCCAGAGAUUGGCCAUUCCGUCUGUUUGUCUGUCCGUCAGUAAGUCCGUUCUUCGCCCUACCUGUCAUACUACAACAAAAUUAAACAUACUAGUAUUCAAGUGUGGGGUUUUUGGCAUCUGUGGUCAAAGAAAUAGUGUACGCUCGAGACGUCAUACUUUCGGUGGAGCUUGGGGCCGUGGACUAUUCUAAUGUAGUAGCUAGUGCAAUUCAUGCCCAACAGAUCUGUACACUAUACGUAACUGGAUAUGCAUAUUUCAGAACACACCUUUCUUCUACUAUAACUGUUGCAGUGUGACAUAUAUUGAUACAUAACUCUAGAACCAAACUGUAGAUCAGGCGCGUAUGUAUAGGGCAAAAUGUUCUGCUUUUACAAAUAUAUUUUCCGGAGCAGCAUCGCUCGAUCCCCCUAUAAACUUCACUCGCCACAGUCUAGUCCCACCCCCUGCAUAAAUCCCUUCACAUGCGCCUGUAGAUGUCUAAUUUAAACACUUUAAAAAUUGUUUUAUUUUAAUGGAAAUUAAUAUUAAAUAAACAGGCAUAAAAGAGUGUUAAUCAUGCUAUUAUAACGCUCCCAAAUGCAUCAAGCUGCAAACGGAUAUAUUUUGAUUGGUCGAAUGGCAGGUCAACUAGACAUGGGAUAGCAUUCGCGUUGCUUAGCUCUUCUCACGUAGACAGUAAGAUAUGAUUUUAAUAAGACAGCUGUAAUUUUAAAAUUGAUUAAAAAGACAAUAGCCGAACAUUCAGGACAGCCUCUUUAUAACUUUUAGUAUUGUGCGUUGGUCCAACAUUCUGAACUUACAUGCAUGUGGCCUAUUGCACAGUUUACUUAAAUGAUUGGCUAUAUAGUUAGCGAUAUUAAUUUUGUUAAUAUGUUUAAACAUACUCAUCGAUUUGUUUCAGUUAAUUCAACAUUGUUUAAAGUUUUAAGUUUUCUUUUUAUAGUUAGAAGUUAUUAUUAUUUGUCAGUGAGUGAGUACUUGUUAUAGUUAAUAAGAGAUACGAUAAUUAGUUUCACUUUGCUUGAUCUCUUUAUAAUCUAAACUGAUAUACUAGUAUUGUUCUACCACCAAAUAUAUUUAAAGGUCUUGUCAAUAUCUUAAUUGUAUAUUUCACUGUUCUAACUUUAUUAAUAAUUUAACUUUGAAAGCUUGUCCACAUAUUUGCAUUAUUUGUUUGUUUUUUGCUGCAUUUAUUAUCAUUUUGUUGUUGUUUUUUUGGAUUUGUUUUGCUACAUCUACUAAAGAUUCAUUGGUUUGAUAUCGCCAUAGGCGUACGGGCUCCCAUUUUUGUAGGGGUGGGGUUGCAGACUGGUUUUUGCCCGAAUUAAACGAAAAUGACCAAAACUGGAUAACAACAUUUAUUCAUAUCAGGAUUACUGCCAAACAGCUAUAUAUGGUUGUAAACGAAUUACUACGCUUUGUUACAUGGCUUACACCUAAUUUUGCGGGUAGAAUGAUGGAAAUACGUGGUAAAACAUUAUUAGGUUAGCACAAUUUGCCCGAAUAUCUCUAUAAUGUUUUCUGGAAUAUGAAGACUUGCUCCAGCACUAAGGGGACAAUUGCCCCCACCCUCUUUUGCCCCCCCCCCACCCCCCCCCCACACACACACACACGUCUGGUACGCUUAUGGAUUUCACGAUUUAUAAUCUGAAUCUCACUGUUUUUACUUCAGGCUAAAAUGUUCCUUUGCAGAUGUAAACAUCGCAUAAAGCAAUUCGAUGUCGAUGAAGUUAAUGAGGUGGCAAUUGUGAAAUUAUCGAUGGCUUGGUGAUGAAGUUGCUGAGAUCACAAGGAUGAAAUUAUUGAGGUUGUAGUGAUGAACUUGCUGAGAUCACAAGGUGAAAUUAUUAAGGUUUUGUUGAUGAACUUACUAAGAUCACGAGGAUGAAAUUAAUGAGGUUGUGAUGAUGAAGUUACUGAGAUCACAAGGAUGAAAUUAUUACGGUUGUGAUGAUGAAGGUACUAAGAUCACAAGGAUGAAAUUAUUGAGGUUGUGCUGAUAAUUUACUGAAAUUUCUUUUACGAGUAUGACAGUAUUGAGGUUGUGAUGAUGAAGUUACUGAGAUCACAAGGAUGAAAUUAUUACGGUUGUGAUGAUGAAGGUACUAAGAUCACAAGGAUGAAAUUAUUGAGGUUGUGCUGAUAAUUUACUGAAAUUUCUUUUACGAGUAUGACAGUAUUGAGGUUGUGAUAAUGAAGUUUCUGAGAUUUUUUACGAGUAUGAUAGUACUGAGGUUGUGAUAAUGAAGUUUUUGAGGUUUUG